AGAGGGAGGAGGUGAUCGUGCUUCUUUUCUCCAGGAAUACCAGACAGAUCCUCUGAUUUACUCCGUGAACUGACUUUAGUGCAGGUCCAUCUUUAAGAUUCCCGUUUUAAUCGCCGUGUUCCCCGUGCUGGAUGCAGAUUCCGUUCCCGCGGAGGACCGAGAGUAAACCCAUGGGUUCCCCGAGCAGAAUCCCGUGAGCUUCAUCGCGCUUGGAAUAUAUGUGACAAAAAAAAUCGCCCAAACGCGCAUAUCUGGAGCAUAUCUGCCUCGAGCUAUUCUGCUGAUUCUGGGAUUCGCACACUUCAGGCCUCGCUGGAAGAGUUCAGACAUGGCGGACAGCGAAGACACAUUUCGGCUCCAGAACUCUCCGAGUGACUCCGAAUCAAAAGAUUUACAAACCGAGGGUAAAUCAGAGAAACAGAACGGAGCAUCGAGCAAAUCCCCAUCCUCACAGACAACAUACAUUCAACAGGGAAUGGAGGGGAUAAAGGUGUACUUGCACGAGCGAGAGUUGUGGGCAAAGUUUCAUGAAGUGGGAACUGAGAUGAUCAUCACCAAAGCAGGGAGGCGGAUGUUUCCCAGCUUCAAAGUGAAGGUCACCGGGUUGAACCCCAAAACCAAAUACAUUCUUCUGAUGGAUGUCGUGCCGGCCGAUGACCACCGCUAUAAAUUCGCCGAUAACAAAUGGUCUGUGACGGGGAAAGCCGAGCCUGCGAUGCCGGGGAGACUGUAUGUGCACCCGGACUCUCCGGCCACCGGCGCGCACUGGAUGAGGCAGCUGGUGUCCUUCCAGAAGCUCAAGCUGACCAACAACCACCUCGACCCCUUCGGACAUAUCAUCCUGAAUUCCAUGCAUAAAUAUCAGCCCAGGAUCCACAUCGUGAAGGCAGAUGAAAAUAAUGGAUUUGGGUCCAAAAACACCGCGUUCUGCACUCACGUGUUCCCCGAGACGGCCUUCAUCGCAGUCACCUCUUACCAGAACCACAAGAUCACACAGCUGAAGAUCGAGAACAAUCCCUUCGCGAAGGGCUUUCGAGGAAGCGACGACAUGGAGUUGCAUCGCAUGUCCCGAAUGCAGAGCACUAAGGAGUAUCCGGUGGUUCCUCGCAGUACGGUCCGCCAGCGGGUCGGCACCAGCGCCAGUCCGUUCGGCGGAGACGUCCAGGUUCUGUCCGCUCCCGGGGCCAUGAGCUCCCAGUACUGUGAGAACGGGGUGUCGAGCUCGACCCAGGCCCAGUCCGCUUACCCGCUGGCCCACGAACACCGGCAGGACUACCACUGCAUCAAGAGGAAAGCUGAGGACGACUGUCCCGCGGGAGAGCACUCGUACAAGAAGAGCUACGUGGAAAGUUCAUCCAGCGAAGACGAUCACUACUACCGGCCCGUGAGCUACUCGCAGGCCCUGGGUCUCAGCGGCGCCCCCUACAGGCCCGAGUCGGGUCAGCGCCAGGCCUGCAUGUACGCCAGCUCGUCUCAGUCCAGCGAGCCCGUGCCGAGCCUGGAGGACAUCAGCUGCAACACCUGGACGGGCGUGUCCCCGUACGCCGGCAUGCACCAGCCCUACCAGCACUUCUCCGCCCACUUCACCUCCGGCCCGCUGGUGUCCCGGCUGAGUGGCGUCUCAGGCCACGCCUCCCCGCAGCUGGGCGACGCCCACUCCAUGUACCAGAGCUCCAUGUCCCAUCAGCCACUGGGGCGCCAGUGCAGUCCGAGCGCGGGCAUCCAGUCGCCCGCUGGAAACGAGUACUUGUACACACACGCGCACACACUCUCCCCGCACCAGUACCACGCCGUGCACGUCAUGCCCGACUGGAACGAAGCCAGCUAACUGGAUCCCCAACGUGGAGGACGGCGCUUUAUGCAUAUUUAUAUCUUUUAUAUAUCCAGGCUGACUCGUGCCGUAAACAGCGGAGGACACAC
Pimephales promelas (fathead minnow) is the source of this 1920-nucleotide messenger RNA. RefSeq names its product T-box transcription factor 5a (gene tbx5a). Gene Ontology annotation, cellular component: nucleus; chromatin. NCBI's taxonomy places the organism in Eukaryota, Metazoa, Chordata, Actinopteri, Cypriniformes, Leuciscidae. The record is from RefSeq and is a predicted model, not a curated record. Gene Ontology annotation, biological process: cardiac left ventricle formation; pattern specification process; regulation of transcription by RNA polymerase II. Gene Ontology annotation, molecular function: RNA polymerase II cis-regulatory region sequence-specific DNA binding; DNA-binding transcription factor activity, RNA polymerase II-specific.